Messenger RNA from Colletes gigas, 894 nucleotides. Its product is annotated as LIM domain only protein 3-like. Lineage: Eukaryota; Metazoa; Arthropoda; Insecta; Hymenoptera; Colletidae. The coding region runs from base 128 to 796 and encodes 222 amino acids. Gene Ontology annotation, molecular function: transcription coactivator activity; DNA-binding transcription factor binding. The record is from RefSeq and is a predicted model, not a curated record. Gene Ontology annotation, biological process: positive regulation of transcription by RNA polymerase II. The transcript has 6 exons. Gene Ontology annotation, cellular component: nucleus.
GGAAGGCAGGCGUGGUUGGUGUGCGUUCGUGUGAACAUCGGUACAUCGGACCAGAAUCGUAUUCGGGACAAAGCAGUUUCGAAAAGCACGAAGAACGUAACGAGAGACACAUCUAACGAGUAAUAAAAUGACGAUGGAUGUGAGUAAAAGCGAGCCGAGCAAGAACGGAGCUGCUCAACAGGAAUGCGCAGGCUGUGGGAAAGUGAUUACAGAAAGGUACCUUCUGAAAGCGCUGGACAUGUUCUGGCACGAAGACUGUUUAAAAUGCAGCUGUUGCGCGUGCAGACUCGUCGAAGUUGGCUCGACGCUGUACACGAAAACCAACCUUAUAUUGUGCAAAAGGGACUAUCUAAGACUUUUUGGAAACACUGGCCAUUGCGCGGCUUGCAACAAAAUGAUACCGGCCGUCGAGCUAGUGAUGAGGGCGAGAACCAACGUCUAUCACUUGGAAUGUUUCGCUUGCCAACAAUGCAAUCACAGAUUCUGUAUCGGCGACAGAUUUUAUUUGUACGAAAAUAAAAUCUUGUGCGAGUACGAUUACGAAGAGAGGCUGGUUUUCGCGAACAUGGCGGUACAUCCGCCUCCAACAGCGACCUUGGCACAAAUUAAGAGACAAGUGACGCACCUUCAACCACAGACCAUAUCCACGGGAAGUCCGCAGAGACACGCAAACGGAGAAACAACCCAUAACCACAAUGGAUAUCCCGCGCCAGCGAGCUCGAGCGCCCAUAACAUCCUGAACCCCAUGAAUAAUUUAAACGGCAUCAAUGCACAAACACCUUACGAUACGAAAUGACAAACGAAGUAAACGCCAGCGUAUAUCGAUCGAAUAGCGAGAAGCGUUGCCAAAUUUGUUCAACGACACGGACGUCUUUUCUAUCAUCGUCGUCACUA